This is a messenger RNA of Heteronotia binoei (common prickly gecko), 651 nucleotides long. Its product is annotated as gap junction beta-6 protein-like. The record is from RefSeq and is a predicted model, not a curated record. NCBI's taxonomy places the organism in Eukaryota, Metazoa, Chordata, Lepidosauria, Squamata, Gekkonidae. The coding region runs from base 1 to 651 and encodes 216 amino acids. The transcript has a single exon. Gene Ontology annotation, cellular component: connexin complex. Gene Ontology annotation, biological process: cell communication.
AUGGGGACAGACACGCUCGUGCAGCUGCUCAGCGGCACAACUAUGCUAGCCCCUCGCCUGGGCCGAGCCGGGCUGUCCGUCCUCAUGGCAGUGCGGCUGGCAGCGUUGGCGGUGGGAGCCAGAGCCCUCUGGCAGGACGAGGUUGGGGACGUGGGCUGCGAUGCCACUGCCAGCUGCCGCCUGGCUUGCUUUGAUUCCGCUUUCCCGGUCUCCCCCUUCAGCCUCUUCCUGCUGCAGGCGGCUGUUGUCUCCACGCACGGUUUGGCUUGCUCCUUCCUGUGGCACCCGCCCGACUGCCAGGGGAAGGGGUGGCUCCGCGACAGAACCCAACAGCUCCGACUCCAUUUGCUGAGCGUCCUGGCUCGAAUCCUCCUGGAAGCCAUCUUCCUGGGGACGUUCCACGCUCUCUACACCCGCUACCCGCCCGUCUUGCACUGUCCUCCUUCAACACUGUGCCCCAACUCUGUAGUGUGCACCAUCCGGAAUGCCCAAUGGAAAGACACCUUCAACCUCUUUGUAGCUGGCAUUUCCUGGGCCUGUGUGGCUGUUUGCCUGGUGGUACUUUACUUUGCCGUCACUAAAAUCGUCCAGCUUCCAUUGCGGCCUGCAAAGAUGCACUCGGAACAUCCCCUUUUAGCAGAAUGUGCUUGA